AUGAAGAUGAUGCUGUCCCAAAAGCAGGCCAUAUUAGGUUUGUUGGGACUGGCAUUCACAAUGCGACUUCCCAUGAUGCUUUUGAAGCAAGAUUUCUGGCGAGAAGACUUUAAUCUUUCACCUGUGACUUUCUCGAACGAAGCCAAUAUUACUUCUGAUGAUGACACUGCAGGGACAAACAGCAGUAUUUUUAAAAGUCAAGUUCUCGAGGAACAAGAGACGAUUGCCCCAGGAUUGUCUCAUUACUCAACAAAGGCAUCACAGGAAUCAUUCAACAUGACAAAAGUCUGGGAUUCAUCUAUCAUGAUCACAUCCAAUUUGAUUCCAACACAUCCAAAUAUUGAUAUGCUCAAGGAUACGAUCUAUUCCUUUUACCAGUUCUUAAAAGACAUCCCUCUGGAUACUCCCAUCUACGUGGUGGUAGAUGGUCUCCCGGAGAAGAAGCUGACGGACGACAAUCGGAUCCGGGAAAAGCAAUACAUUGAAGCUGUCCGAAGUGGCGACUUCAGUCCCUUUACCAAUGUAAUAGUGUCGCCCAUGGGAGUACAUCGAAAUCUUGCUGGCAGUGUCAAGUACACUCUGGAGAACUACAUCCAGACUGAAUUCUUGUACAUUAUCCAACACGAUCUACCAUUCUCCAAUGAGGUGGAUCACUGGAGGCUGCUCAAGACUAUGCGGGAACAUCCCGAUGUUCUAUAUAAUGUUAGAUUUCGGUACAAUAACAAGAAGAACACGAGGGACAGCCAAUGUCGAUCCUAUAAGAACAUGUCGGACUUCCCUGCAAAAGAUUUCAAUGGAUUGGAUUUCUUUUCCGUCAAGGCAUGGAGUGACAACAAUCACUUGACAACAAAGAAGUAUUACACCUUUCUCCUGAGCAAGAUGAAGCAUCAUCGAAGGGCAAUGGAAACGGUUCUGGGGUGGAAGGCUCGAUGGAAUUGCACGUAUUUGGGCCAGCAGAUCUACGGACGUCGUGAUGAUGGUCAGACGCAUAUCUGUCACUUGAAUGGACGAGUUUCGCAAAGUUACAAUGAUGAAAACAAAACGGACAUGACGGGGUGGGAAAGAAAGGCAAUGUGGUGUCGCAAUCAAGUCUAUGGUGGAAUGAAUGGAACUAAUCAUGGACCGUAG
This is a messenger RNA of Cylindrotheca closterium, 1128 nucleotides long. NCBI's taxonomy places the organism in Eukaryota, Bacillariophyta, Bacillariophyceae, Bacillariales, Bacillariaceae. The record is from the annotation of a GenBank genome assembly.